AUGGCGAAUGCACGAGUGGACCCUUUAACUGAUCCGGUUACCACUGCAGCUGUCGUCACCCUUCUCCCUGUCCUGCCCGAUGGCAUACCCCUCCGCACCCUUACUCUCUCCCGAGAUAACCCUGCCGUCUUGAUUGGUCGAUCCUCGAAGCGUGAAGAGAAGAACCGGAUUCCGGACAAGCAGAAUGCGUGGUUUGAUUCCCGUGUCAUGUCUCGAGAUCACGCAAAGUUGAGCAUCGGUCUGGACAAGAAGGUUCGUUUUCUAUCUUCAUUCUCGCGACACCCUACUAAGCUGGCUGUGUAUAUCUGCGAUUACGGCUCCACACACGGGACCUGGUUGAACAACGCCCGGCUUACCCAGGAUGAGCAGACCCCCCUGCUCGCCGGCGAUCAUCUUCGAUUUGGCCUCGUUGUGGAUCGUGGGGAUGGCACUGAUUUGACUACAGAGGUCUUUCCUGCCUUGGAGGUCUACUGCAGAAUUGAAUACGUCGAUACUCGGUAUGGAUUCGCAUCCAUUCGACUUGCCCGCUUAAAUGCUAACGUUAUGGCACUUCCACCCAGUGACCAUAGCCCCCCUGUGCCCCGAUCGAAGAACACGUUUUGUGUGCCCGAGGAUGACGACGACGACGAGGAAGACGACGAUGCUUAUGUGCAAAGUGAUGUGCUUAGUGAAUCGGAAUCAUACUCAAAGGAGCCUGCACGUGCCCCUGUGAGCGAGGCCAUGACUCCAACCUCUUUGCUGAGUGUGCAUGCAAGUGGGGAGGAGAACAAGCGUUCGAAAUCCUCUGACACUGAUCAUGUGGACUUGCCGGUCAAGGAUGCCAAAUCAUUCUCGGUAGACGACAUAAAUAUCUCCCUCCCAACCCUUCAGAUUGACCCACUUACACUUCACUGGCAAGAUUCUCUUCAUUUGACCCAGGCAGCACUCGAGUUGCGAUUGUCUAAUCUUGACUGGGAAUCGAUUAGUGAAUGUUUGGGCGUCAUGUGGUUUGUUCACGACCCGAUUAGAUGCAUGCGCUACUUUUUCAAGCUCUCCAAGUACAUCCCAGUCCCCGACCAAGGGUUCCAGGACUGGUUGAUUAGGCGACCACAGCACGAGUACAUCAUCGAACUGAUCUCUGAAGACUUGAAAGCCUUUCCACAACCGGUUGACACAGCCCGGAAGACAAUACAUCGAACCCGUCAAUGCUCUGUAUCACAGGAACAGUACUGGUUGGAAAGCUCCCCAGAUUUCAAGCCCAUCAAUGGCACUGAAUGUUUCCUGGAGUUGAAAAGUGAAUUGGACGACAUCGAUACCAUGGAACCAGUCUUCGAACGUGAGCCAGGACAGAAACUCACUUACUGGGUCGUCGAUACACGGAAGUACUGGGUCUUCAACGAAAUGGCAGAUGAGCUCACCUCCGGAACCAACUGGUGGAUUGUAGAAAAGCCACGAGAGGUUCUUAGCGAGGAUGUCAGAACUCAGCUUGAUAACGAUGUGCCCCCAGAUGAUUGUCACAAGUCCUGGAUUGUGAAAAUCUGGGAGCCUUCAAUGAUCAGAAAUCAGUGGUGCGAGCUUGCUCCUUACUGGGACACGAGUUUCAAGGCACUUCUCUCGGAGAAGUUGGAUGAUUCCUUUUCGGGAGACGAACAAGUCCCAUACGAUAAAGCAAGUGAUUCAGACUCUGCUGUAUCCAGUGCUAGACCUGUAUCUGGGGAUGAAGACUCUGCAUCGAGUCUUUCGGACUCUGAGGAUGAUGAAUUUGACGAGGAAGAAGACGACGAGUCUGACUCAGAUCAAACAUCCGAAGCUGAAUUCAUUUCUGAAGUCAUUUCUUUGGUUGAGCCUGAUGAGAACUUCGUCAAUCCUACGGAAUUGACAUCAAAGAGCGAGAUCUCGCUUGCGGAAAUCAAAGAGCACAUUAACCACAGUGCUGAUUCUGAUUCCGGUUCUCGUCUACCGAUGGCGCCACUUUUACUUCGGGAGAAGAAGGUCGAACUUACGACAGAUUCUGACAUUUUACCUACUAUUGACAACUCUACGCCCGCCCCCUACCAUGAUGGACCAUUUAUCAACUCUUCCAAUCCUUGGAUUGAGGAGCAUGACAACGCCCCCAGCCCAUCAGGUGAUGACUUCAUGACAGGUGCUGCCAAGUCAUCCCUAAAGAGAGGGGCCUCUGAAAUAGAGGACAUUCUGUCUGUGCCAGUACCACAGAAGGGCCAAAUGGUGACAAGCACCCAAGACUCUUCCUUCGAGGAUGCUCAGCGGCUUGCAUCCUUCUCCAGUGGUUCCCAGCAGUCAAGCCUCAACACAAUUCCGGAACCCGAAGUAAUUGAAGCAAUUAACUCAGCUUUGGCGGAGCGCGAGCCAAGCGAGCCACCAAGGAAGCGAACCAAGUUGUCACCGUCUCCAUCUCCAUCUCCAUCUCCAUCAAACGGAAGCGGCCUAGCAAGCCACGCAAAAACCGCAGUCAUCAGCGCCAUGCUUGGAGGGCUCGGUACUAUUGCGCUUCUGGCUUCCCUCCCAUCGGAAUACUUCCAGUAG
Molecule: messenger RNA, 2523 nt
Organism: Penicillium lagena
Lineage: Eukaryota; Fungi; Ascomycota; Eurotiomycetes; Eurotiales; Aspergillaceae
Product: FHA domain protein
Exons: 4
Coding region: 1-2523 (840 amino acids)
Molecular function (GO): protein binding
Source: RefSeq, a predicted model, not a curated record